This is a messenger RNA of Zophobas morio, 1553 nucleotides long. RefSeq lists its product as uncharacterized. NCBI's taxonomy places the organism in Eukaryota, Metazoa, Arthropoda, Insecta, Coleoptera, Tenebrionidae. The transcript has 5 exons. The coding region runs from base 27 to 1553 and encodes 508 amino acids. Gene Ontology annotation, biological process: apoptotic process. The record is from RefSeq and is a predicted model, not a curated record.
AAACGUGUGGUCUCCUCGUGUACAGGAUGCAUUUAUUCAAAGUAUGGGACCAAACACGUACAAAGAAGGGACUAAUCUUAAUAAAAGAACCUGGAAAUGUUUACGUUGAUUUAAUAUUAAAAGCAUCUCAAAAACUUGAAAUUAAUGGCGCGACUGUUGUACUAGAAUCAGAUGGAACACCAGUUGAGGAAGAGGAAAUAUUAAUUGCUGUAAAACAUGAAACUUUAAUUUUGUUAGAACCGGGUCAAGUUUGGUUGUCGUCUCAAUCCCAGUGUGAAAUAAGUGAAUCAUCCAGUGGUCCCAAUAAUCAUUCUUUCAUGUCACUGACUUCAACAGAGACUAUUGCUUCCACUAAAAGUAACGAAUGUAUCAGUGGUGCAACGGAAUUUUUGAAUAAUGACUCUUCUUCUUUGGAUUGCACCAUACAAGCAUCUAAUUGCAAUUUAGAAUUUUCCUGGACCAAUUUUGUAAUACCUUGGGAGAAAAUUCCACAAGAUAUGCUCCAAUGUUGUGCCCAAGGCAAACGGGACAAAUAUGCUAUUACUGAAAUUGUCCACAUUGUUGUAAAUGAAAUGAAACAAAUCAGUGAAUCGAUUCCGUCAAAAGCUUUUAAAAUCGUUUCUUUUAAAAUGGUCGAUAAAUAUCCCGCAACCUUUAGAGAUUACGACGAUGAUGGUGUGGUUCUGGGAGAUGGUACUGCUAGUUUAAAAACAAAAUUGCAAGAACGGUACCAUUACCUAAAAAGGCCGCAUAAACGGCCAGUAUCCACAUCACCUGAAACACCACUACAUCUUGCCAAAAUUAAGAAAAACGCAACGGCAGGAUGCGCCCAAUGGGCACCACCUUAUCAAAAAGCUGGCGCUGCAGCUAAAAACAAAUUAAAUACCUUCCUAGAUGAUGCUUCAGACGAGUUUUUCCACCUUUUCGAAGAAACUUUUGCAGAACAAAGGGCGUUUAUCAACAAUGUCGACCCUCCAAGUAUCACUAACAUAAAAGACCAAUGGCCCGUCCUUUUUAAAGUAGAAGCCAUAAAAUGGCAUUUUAACAAAGUUACGAACGGAAACAUAAGCAAUCUUACAACGAAUUUACAAUUAAAAGCAGAAAAAAUUGUAAAUUUUGGCUUACAACAUAAAAUUAUCAUCAGCAAAGACGUAAGACGGGAUUCGGCAGAAAUAAUUGCUUUAGAAGUGUUUGCAAGAUAUUUCCAGGAAAAUAUCUAUGGGGCCUUUUACCUCAAAUUUCAGGAUGAAGCUAUGAUUGAAAUUACACAAAACGAACCGUGCAUUAUCAACUGUACUGUCGAAAAUCAGUUCUAUAUAUAUAUGGAAAAAGAAAGGGUGGUACAGUGCAAAGACUUUUUUCAAGCUUUAGAAUGUUGCUUUUCUUUGUACUUUAUUUUUAAUUUACACUACCCGAAGGAGACGUCCACAUUUCUCGAAAUGAUUCAGAGAUAUUUUUUAAAAAUCCAUCCCGACACUGGAAGCAAAUCGCGCAAGUUAUCAGCCUCCAAAAAAAAGGUGCUCAGUCUCAUGAGGAAGUUAAGAGACAUUUAG